Molecule: messenger RNA, 4146 nt
Organism: Lodderomyces elongisporus
Lineage: Eukaryota; Fungi; Ascomycota; Pichiomycetes; Serinales; Debaryomycetaceae
Gene: SET3
Product: histone-binding protein
Exons: 1
Coding region: 1-4146 (1381 amino acids)
Biological process (GO): regulation of DNA-templated transcription
Cellular component (GO): Rpd3L-Expanded complex; Set3 complex
Source: RefSeq, a predicted model, not a curated record
AUGGCUAAUCGAGAAGAAGAUCAGCUUUUACAGGAUGCAUCAACAUUGUUGAUGUUUGCCAAUGUGGCGGCACAGCAACAGCUGAAUCAGAGCUCACCAACACAAUCUAAUAUAUCACCUCCUACCAGUACUGCUCAAAUUCCACACGUAGCACCAUCAAUGGAAACUCGGUCUCCGCCGAUGCAACAGCAGGAGCAAUCGAAACAGAAACAACAACCUCAAACGCUUCUGCUGAUGCAAGCACAAUCAAACGCUAGACCAAUACCAAUACCAAUGCCAAUGCCCAUGCCAAUCCCACAAACGCAGCAGCCAGUACAGCAAUCACCACCAUCAAUACUGCAGAUGCAACCGCCACUCAACUCAUUACAGUCUCUGCAGUCACUGCAACCGUCGCAGCAUCAUCAUCAUCAUCAUCAGCAGCAGCAGCCUUUGUAUAUGCAACACACUUCUCAGCAACCAUCCACACAGCACUUGGCUGAGCCGUAUUUCAAGCAAAUAACGCAAGUACAACCACCUGUAUCAGAAACUCACAAAAUAGUGUAUAAUCAUGUGCAACACCAACCAAGGUUUCCAGUGCCUGGUAUUUUAAACUCUGCACCCGAAGAGUCAAGCUUUUCCACGUCUGCACCACCAUCAGUUGGACCAACAAUGGCCAAACCCCUUUUAACUCAAUCACAGCUGGUUCUGUUGGAUGAUAUCAAGAAUUCUGUUGUACAAAAAAAGGUACCACGCAAGAGCUCCCUAAGUAUACUCAUGAACACACCGGAACCAGAAACAGGGCUCGAUACUCCAGCUCAAGUACCACCAAUACCAAAGAGGAAAACAGUUUCACCACCUGCAACUUUACCUAAACAAGGCACGUUCAAAGCAACUCACGAGAGAAGCCGAUCGAUUCUGGAUACUCACGCGGCUAGAAUUCAACAUGAAAAAUCAAUAUCACCAGGAGCCAGAGCUAGAUACGAAAGAGGUAUAGAUGUUAGAGGAAAAGAGCGCAACUCAAAUAACGCAAUGAUUGCAGUUGCAGCUUUGACUGCUGCAGCAGAUAUCCCAUUUCCCUUGAAAUCAGCUGAAGUAAUGUCUUUGGAACAACAGCAACAACAACAGCAACAACAACAGCAACAGCAACAGCAACAGCAACAGCAACAGCAACAACAGCAACAAAUAGCCGAUGCCAAUGUUGCAAAUGAAUCCCUGCCACAAGUUUCGACAAGACCAGUAAAAGGUUUGACACAGGCACUGGACAAGAGUCUAUCUACUGCUGAAAGUAGAGAAAAAGAAAAGGUAAAUACAGAUGCGGUUGACAUUGACUUUGACGUUGACGUUGACGUUGACGUUGACGUUGCAGCAGUUGUUGAGGCGGGGGAAGUCAAACAAAAUAAGACAAAGAAAGCUCAGCAGGAGCAGGAAAAGCAACAAGAACGGCAAAAGAAGAAAAAGACAACAGUAUCUUCAGUGCCAGCAGCAGCAACUCAGACUACUGAUUCAUCAUCAGCAACAACAAUAACAACAACAGGCACAUCCACAUCCACUUCCACAUCCACAACUACAACUGUAGGAAAGAAAAGAAAAACCGAAGUACCACCUUUGAAAACUUACCAAGUAGAUCCAGAUUCCGGAUUAAUUGGAUGCAUAUGUGGAAUAGAAGAUGACGAUGGUUUCACCAUUCAGUGUGAUAUAUGUUUUCGAUGGCAGCAUUGUGUUUGUAUGGGCUAUGAAAACGGUGACGAAGUGCCCGAAGAUGAGUAUAAAUGUUACUAUUGCGAUUCUGAGAAAUGGGGAAAAUUUGAUCCAUUGGUUGCCAGAGAAAAGACACUUGCAAGACUUGAUAACGAAAGAAUCGAGCAGGAAGAAAAAAGCAACGAGACUGUUGAUGAAAUUGAACAUAAAAGUGAUAUGAAAAAAGAGAUUUUAGAAUCAGGAACAGUAUCGGCACCACAUUCAGUAUCUUCAUUAGCUGCUAAUCAAGAACCUGUACCGAUACCACCUCCAAACAAUAAACGGAAACAACUGAAUUCAGAUAAAGGUGAAAAAAAGAGGAAAACAGAUGAUAAGGGAAACGGUAGAAAGUCACCUCCUACAGUACCUACUACACCUACGCAAACUGCGAUAGCAACGUCCGGAGCCAUUAACAAUACCUCUUCGCUGGUGACUGCAGAACACAAAGUCAAGUUUGACGAGGAAGCUCCAAACAAGAACAACGAGCUUUUGGAAGAUGGUGUUACAGCCGAAACAUACCAGUCUGUUUAUUACAAGUUGAAGGAGAAUGAUUUUAAACGUAACUCUGUUAAAUCAUUCAUUGUAGAUGCUGGUGUUGAGUUUGUCAACAGUUUAACGGAGUUACCAAAAUUAGAGCAACAACAACUUCAACAACAUCAGAAACGUGUCUCAACUUUUAGGGGUGUUCAAAUUAUGUCUCCAGGUCAAUUUAAAGCAAUAAAAUUAAGUAGAAUUGUGCUUCCCAAGUAUCAAAAGUAUCUUCAGGACCAUAAUAAGUUGGGCGGUAAAAAGAAGAAUUUCAACAAGACAAAAGUGGAAGUAAAGCCAUAUACUGAUAACUCAAAGCACAAAUUUAAUGGGAUCUCGAAACUAUCUUUGUUUAUUACAACUACUGAUGGCGCGUUAGUCAUACCAGAAAAUACUCCAAUCAUUGAAUAUCUUGGAGAAAUUGAUUUCUUUAAAGAUUACUGCAAUGAUAGUAUUAACCAAUAUUCUUUAUGGGGAACAACAAAACCAAAGGUUUUGAAAGCAAGUAUUCCGGGCAAGGAAAAGUCUAUUGAUAUUGUGUUGGACUCGAGGUUUGUUGGAAAUGAGAGUAGGUUUAUUAGAAAGUCGUGUUUGUCUUCAGCCAACUGCAAAAUCCAAACUAUUUACAUUCCCGAGCUAAAGAAGUUCAAGUUUUUGGUAGUUACAUCUCGACCAAUUACAUUGAAAGCUGAGAAUGCCGACGAGGAGUUGAGAUUGCCUUGGGAUUGGGAUUCACAACACCCAAUUUUGAAGUUGUAUGAGAACAAUAGCCUGGAGAAGUUUGAAAAUUUGACAAACGAAGAGAAAUCAGCAUUGAUUACAUAUGUCGAUAAUUAUCUCCAUUUCGUUGAAUGUGGCUGCUCAACCCAUUCUAAUUAUAAUAAUUGUGCAAUCUUCAAGAUUAAGAAGGCAACAAGCUACUUGAUGAGAUCAACAAGGAAAGCCUCAAGCAUAAGUAAUAUAAACUUGGGCAAAUCCAAGGAUGAAUUGGUGUUGCCCCGGCCAGACAAAAAAUAUGUUAGUUGGGAUGAGCGGAUGGCUGAAAGAGAUCAACAAUUGCAAAAGGAGUUACUUGAGCAAAAAUCAGUUAGCAAAGAGUCUGAAAAUGAGAGUGAUGCAAAUAUUGUUUUGGCUGAGCUGGAUGGAAAGGAUAAGAACACGGAGAAGGAAGCAGCUAGGGAGGAAGUUAUCAAAAAGCCCAUUUAUCCUUUUAAACGUCUUUACAAGCAAAAGAUGAUUUUAAAGGCUAAAAAGGAAGCUUUACUCAAUUCCAAAAAUGUCAUUAUUGCAAAAGAUAUUGAUGAUAUUGAAAUGAAGGAUGUAGAGAAAGUCAAAGAACAAACAGAGGAUGGAAAAGAUGAAGUAAAAGAAUAUAAAAAAGAGGAAGAAGAAGAAGAAGCAGGAGCAGGAGAAAAAGAAGAUGUUUCUGGUUUCAUUCCAAUCCCUAUCGUUCCACAAUUACUUUCCAAAAUUGAGGCGGAGUUGGAAAUCACAUUACUGAUACUGAGAAAACCUCUGGCGCCGGUUGUUAGUACAGAUAUUGGGAUUGACAAGAUCGGGGUCGACAAAUUACCAGGUUUGCCUCAUGAAUUCAAUGCGAAAGCGAAUCGUACUUCCAUCAGCAGGCAAGGCUCAUCCACCAAAUUGGGGGAUGAUAAUGUAGUAAGCACAACCACAAGAUCAGAAAUUACUGCCUCAGUUGCUCCUACAUCUACGGCAGCUUUUGGUGCUUCUUCUGCCGCUGUUCCAACUAGUAUCUCAACCAAUACUAAUCCUACUACCAUUGCUUCUACUCCAUCAUCUUCGUCUGUUGUUAGUGCCACAAGUUCGGUUUUACCUCAAGAUAAACCAAAGCCUGUAAAAAAGCUAUCAUUUGCUGAUUACAAAAAGAAAAUGAAGUAG